AUAAGCUUUCCGGUAGUGUCCAUUUGCAAUGUGAACCAACUGAACUGGGAAAGGCUGGAAGAAGCCAAGCGACGUUAUCUGAAGCCCGAUGUAACGGCGAAAACUCAAGAACUCUUUGAGCUUGUUGUUGCUAGUUUUGAUCACAUAAAGUUUGCCGGCUUUCAGAGUUUUAUGAAAUUCGAAAACAUCUCUCUCGAUGCGUUGAACUACGUCAACUUUACCGAAGUAAUGAUAUUUAUGACUUGGCGUUGCGAGGAGUUCUUGAGUCAUUGUGUGUGGAGUCAUUUCCCCAUGAACUGUUGUGACAUCUUCUCUUUGCGACGCAANUUCAACACCGUGGAAACGGAUGAGGGACGUCAAAAGCAAAAGGUUGAUGCACUGUGGCCUUGGCAUACAGGCGCCGCCAGUCCGGGUAGUGGACUCAUCGUACGCGCGCUAAUCAAUCCUCAGAAACACUAUCCGAGAAGCACCAACGAGAAGGGUGUUAAUGUUAUGAUUUCGGAGCCAAAUGUGUGGCAUACGGACCCUAUCAACAUAUUGGAAAAUAUGCAUGCAUUGGUGGACGUGGAACCCGAAAUGUAUUUUUACGACAAUACUACUCAGCGAUUGAGUUCUAAGCAAAGAGAGUGCAUUUACAAUGACGAAAGGAAAUCCACGUAUUUUCGUACACUUCAUGGUUAUGUUUAUAUGAUUGAAAAUUGCCAAUCGGAGUGCCAUCAACAGUACUUGUUGAAAUUUUGUAACUGCACAUUGGAUUUGCUAUUUCCACCUGGACCCUAUCCCAGCUGUCAAGCGAAGGACCUGUUGUGUUUGGCGCAGAAUAAUGAUCGCUUUCUAUACUCUCGCAGACAGGAGAAGAAAUUAUAUGUACGCAACUAUGAUGAGGCCAUGGUCUGUGACUGUUUCCGCAAUUGUCACUCGCUCAAAUAUAAAACGAAUGAACGCUCAACAUCUCUAUCGGAGAAAACGCGUGAUAAUCACUCAUAUGUCGUCUUAGAUAUACAUUACCGUUUCGAUACAAUGAUGGUUUAUCGCACAGGUUUAGUCUUCGGUUGGGUAGACUUAAUAGUUGCCUUCGGUGGACUUGCGGGUCUCUUUCUCGGCUGCUCGCUAAUUAGCACCAUGGAGUUGGCCUACUUUUUGCUCGUCGACCUGCCCACCUUUGUGCUGCAAAAAUUUCGCAACAAUAAGAGUAAAAUGCAAAAUAAACCACAUCCGGGCGUUAGACCCUUGCAACAUUUGCAAGUAAAAAAUAAUAAUUGGAAGCAACAAUUGAACAGGAAAAGCCAGCUUAUUGAACCACAAAGCUACGAAAGACUGUACAAUAAUAUCAAAAUUAACGGCAGGCCGCCGCUUAUCACAGACUGGCAGGCGCCACAAAUCGCUAAAAUACACCACUGGAGAAGCUUUAUUAACAAAUGAAUGAUAGGGCGAUUUAAUGAUAUUAAUUUUAAACAUAAAUUACUUUUUUAUUAAACUAUAUUCUUACCUAGUGCUUAAAUUAAAAAAUGUUACUACACAUUACUCUGAAUAUUUACUGAAUACUCAAUGCAUAAAUAAAAUAACUUAAAAAACCAGUAAAGCCGUAG
Molecule: messenger RNA, 1589 nt
Organism: Bactrocera oleae (olive fruit fly)
Lineage: Eukaryota; Metazoa; Arthropoda; Insecta; Diptera; Tephritidae
Product: pickpocket protein 19
Biological process (GO): sodium ion transmembrane transport
Cellular component (GO): plasma membrane
Molecular function (GO): ligand-gated sodium channel activity
Source: RefSeq, a predicted model, not a curated record